ACCUGCUCAGCACGAUGGGAGGGGUUGGACUUGAUGGGAGGCGUUUCCAUUCAGCUUUUACAGACACUUUUUUUUUUUUGCACGCCCAGGCAGCUGUUUGUUUUAGUCUCUGUUUGGGCACGGACGUCUCUCUUGAGAUGUGAUGAACGCAGCCGACUCUAUGAACGAAACAAAACGGGAUCGUGUUUAUUUGCGCGUGGCGGCAUUAGGACGCAGGACAGCAGUCAUGCUUAUUUGUUGUGUAGUGGGACGCGGAGUCAGGACAAAUUAGUAUUAAUUGUGCUCAAGUCUCACGCUGAAAAAGCGUCCGGGCUGCACACUUCAUUGUGACCAUGCUGGAAUGGCUCGUGGUCCUGUGCGCAGCGGUUCUGAUGUUCAUAAUCUGGUCCAGUUCCAAAGUUUCUGGUACCGAGAAGCGUAGGAAAACUGCGCCGAAAGGACCGGACAGUCCAAUGAAAGACGACGACCGCAGUCGCAGCGUGAAGCUCAUCUGCAAACCUUCCACCCUGGCCAACUACCUCCUGAAGAACUGCACCUCUUUCAACAGCUACUCGCCGUGGGUCGGAUGGACGUGGCGGACCAACGCCGUCCUGCAGAGCUUGUACGAGACGUGCUGGUCCUACGGCAGCCCGGUCCACUUUGUGCGGGACAACCUGCAAAUGAGCGAUGAUGGACUGGUGGCGUUGGACUGGGCUUUUCCUUCCUACCAGAAGAGGCGAAGGACCUCCAGCCAUUCCACCAGCCCGGUCCUUCUCAUCAUUCCCAAUUCGUUCGGCAAGAUCACCAGAAAUGUGCUGCAGUUGUGUCAAGCAGCCCUUUCCCAUGGAUACCUCCCUGCCGUCUUCAACCGCCGCAGCCACAACGGCACCCCGCUCACCACUGUCAAACUCCAGCAGUUUGGAGACCCCGCAGACCUCCGAGAGGCUGUGCGGUACAUCCGCUACCGGCAGCCUGCCGGCAAACUGUAUGCAGUGAGUGAGAGUACGGGCUCCGGCCUCCUCCUCUCCUACCUGGGGGAGUGUGGCUCGUCCAGCUAUUUGACGGCGGCCGUCUGCCUGUCGCCUGUCUUUCGCUGCCAGAGCUGGUUUGAGAAUGGCCUCUGCUGGCCCAUGCAAUGGGGCCUGGUGCUCUACCAGAAAAUGUGCCUAAGCAGAUACAGGACGGUGUUAAGUGCUGCCAUACGUACGGACACCCUCUUUUCGACCAAUUCCCUUCGUGGCCUGGAGGAAGUUCUAUUCUGUCAAAGUGAUCAGGUUGACUGUGCAUCGGCAGCACCAACAGGGACUUGCGCUUCUUGGGAAGCUUACUGGGAACGCAAUGAACCCUUAAGAGAUGUGGAUGAAGUGGCCAUCCCCGUGCUGAGUGUAUGCGCUCGGGACGACCCUGUCCGGGGAAAUACCCAGGCCACAGUACCCUGGGAACUUUUUGAGAACAACCCGCAUUUUUUCCUCCUCCUAACAGACCGAGGCGGCCACUGUGGUUUCUCCACGCAGUGCGAAGGAAGUUCCUCUGUGCCAGCUAACCCAGCGGCGGCACCAAACAGUGGGACGGCUAACCAUGAAACCAACUGGAGCCACCGAGCUCUGUUGGAAUUCUUCAGGGUGACCACAGACUUCUUUGCUGCGGAGGAGAGGACAAAACAGCUCGCUGCGAGGAGGAAGGGCCUGGGGGGAGGCUCCGGAGGGAGAGUCUUCCGACACCGCAGUGUCAGUACAUGUAAACGAGUACCUGCGUGCUCCCAUAAUAUCCAUGCCAUUUACAACUGGCAGAGGUCAUAUACGCGGUGAAGGAAAUCAAUGGAAAAAUGACACUGAUAUGCUUUUGCUGUUCCCAAAACUAGACAACGGAAUCUUCCCAGUGUUGUGAUUGACAUAGUUGACUGUCAAAUGAUCACUUUUGCAACGUUCCGAGAAAAUCACAAGGUCUCGUCACUGGUGAGCUAUUUUUUUAAGAGGCAAGCACCAGGUUGGGCACCCCUACCUUAAUUUGGAUAUCAGUGGUCAUUUCCUGCAACGUGUCGGAAAAUGUUGACCCGAUUACAUUUUCGACAAAGGUUCAGGGAAGGUGGGAGAAAGAUGACAUUUGACUUUCCAAAAAGGCCCCAUUGACUGACUUCCCACUUCAAAGACCUUGUAAAAGUUGGACUUGAUUCGAGAAAGUGACUUUCCGCAAUAAAAUCAGCAUUUCAGCUUCAGAGUCGGGAUUGAGUAACAACGUGUAAUGUUGGCUACCUUUUGUCGUCGUCGCUGCAAGCUCAAAUGCACUCAUGCCUGUGGACUUGAAAUUGUGCUCCAGCUCUGACCCUUUGACAUUUAAAUUUCCUUUUUGACAUUGAAAAAGUUGGGGAACAUUGAUGGGCAGCAUGUGACCGUGCCUCUUGGCUCACCCUAUAUCGGUGCGGUUAGCAAGUUCUCUGCUUACUCUGGUUUCCUGUCACUUUCCGCAAACAUGCAUAGUGAUUUACAUGAAGAUUCAGUGUGAAUGUGAGUAUGAAUCAUUGUUUGUCCAUAUAGGUCCGAUGAAUGACCGGUGAACAAUCCAGUGUAAACUCCACCUUUUGCCAAAAGUAUAGCUGGAAUCCAGCUCAGCUUUAACCCCGAACAGUGUCAGCGGUAGGAAAUUGUUACGUAGUUUGUCGGAAAUGUUGGUAGUUUAGUAUGUCAUCAAUGUUUGUCAUAAAUUCAUGAUAAAUCUC
Molecule: messenger RNA, 2695 nt
Organism: Hippocampus comes (tiger tail seahorse)
Lineage: Eukaryota; Metazoa; Chordata; Actinopteri; Syngnathiformes; Syngnathidae
Gene: abhd15a
Product: abhydrolase domain containing 15a
Exons: 3
Coding region: 333-1787 (484 amino acids)
Biological process (GO): lipid metabolic process
Molecular function (GO): monoacylglycerol lipase activity; short-chain carboxylesterase activity
Source: RefSeq, a predicted model, not a curated record